Lactuca saligna is the source of this 2059-nucleotide messenger RNA. The record is from the annotation of a GenBank genome assembly. Lineage: Eukaryota; Viridiplantae; Streptophyta; Magnoliopsida; Asterales; Asteraceae.
AUUUUGGGGGAGACAUCGCAGAGGACGGAGAAUGAGAAGAAGCUUUGCAGGCGGUUGUCUGGUACGUAAUGGAGUUUACUGCAGUUCUUCGUGCUCUUCUAUCCGUGAACCCGCAGCAACUUACUCUUCGAAUUCAGCAACGACAUCAGGGCAGCAGCCUUCCAAUCGGAAUCAUUGUUCCUCCAUUUCAUCAGAUGCAUCUGUGAAUGGGACCCUGACUGGAAUUCAGCGGAGAAACAUACAGGGCUCAUUCUCCUCAACAGCAAAACCCCAUAUCGAGGAUAAUCGAUGGUUAGGGCUAAUUCGCCUUGACAAGAAACCCGAAGGCACUUCCAAUGAUCAACCCCAUGAUGAAUUUUCAGGUGAUGUUGAGAAGAUUUACAGAAUCUUAAGGAAAUUCCACUCACGUGUUCCAAAAUUAGAACUUGCUUUACAAGAAUCUGGUGUUAUCAUCCGCUCAGGAUUAACCGAACGUGUGGUGAAUCGUUGUGGUGAUGCUGGAAACUUAGGAUACAGAUUCUUUGUUUGGGCAUCAAAACAACCUGGUUACACUCACAACCAUGACAUAUACAAAUCCAUGAUAAAAAGCUUAGGAAAAAUGAGACAAUUUGGUGCAGUAUGGGCACUUCUUGAAGAAAUGAGAAAAGAAAACCCACAGCUUAUAACCCCACAAGUGUUUGUUGUAUUAAUCAGAAGGUUUGCUUCUGCCAGACUUGUGAAAAAAGCAGUCGAGGUGCUCGAUGAAAUGCCUAAGUAUGGUUGUGAGCCUGAUGAAUACGUGUUUGGAUGUUUAUUAGAUGCAUUGUGUAAGAAUGGGAACAUCAAAGAAGCUGCUUUACUUUUUGAAGACAUGAGAGUCAGGUUUCCACCAACAAUCAAACAUUUCACUUCUCUGUUAUACGGGUGGUGUAAAGAAGGUAAAUUAAUGGAGGCUAAGUUUGUUUUGGUGCAGAUGAGAGAAGCCGGUUUUGACCCCGACAUUGUUGUCUACAACAAUUUGCUCAACGGGUAUGCAGUUGCAGGUAAAAUGGUGGACGCUUUUGACCUUUUGAAAGAAAUGAGAAAAAAAGGUUGUGAUCCAAACGCGACUUCUUUCACCAUUUUGAUACAAUCACUUUGUGGUCAAGAGAAAAUGGAAUCUGCAAUGCAGUUGUUGAUGGAAAUGGAGAGGUGUGGAUGUGAAGCAGAUGUUGUUACUUACACUACAUUGAUAAGUGGGUUUUGUAAAUGGGGGAAGAUUAAAAAGGGUUAUGAGAUAUUAGACCACAUGAUUCAAAAAGGACACACCCCAAAUCAAACGACUUAUUUACAUAUUUUAAACGCUCACGAAAAGAAAGAUGAAUUGGAAGAAUGUUUAGAGCUUGUGAACGAGAUGCAAAAGAUCGGUUUGUUUCCGGAUAUUUACAUCUACAAUACGAUUAUUCGUUUGGCUUUCAAGUUAGGGGAUGUUAAAGAAGGGGUUCGAGUCUGGAAUGAGAUGGAACGGAAUGGAAUCAGCCCCGGAAUCGACAAUUUUGUGAAUAUGAUUCAUGGGUUGAUAGGUCAAGAAUGUUUGGUUGAAGCUUGUGAUUAUUUUAAAGAAAUGGUGGGAAGAGGUUUGUUUUGUGUUCCUCAAUAUGGGGUUAUGAAGGAUCUUUUGAAUUCGUUAUUAAGAGGUGAUAAGAUUGAAGUGAGUAAAGAUGUUUGGAGUUGUAUUAUUAAUAAAGGGUGUGAGGUUAAUGUUUAUGCAUGGACGAUUUGGAUACAUGCGCUAUUUUCAAAAGGGUAUGUGAAGGAUGCGUGUGGUUAUUGUUUGGAGAUGAUGGAUGCUGGAGUGAUGCCACAAGCGGAUACUUUUGCGAAGCUUAUGAAGGGGUUGAGGAAGCUUUACAACAGACAGAUUGCUGUUGAGAUUACAGAGAAAGUGAGGGAGAUGGCUGCUGAGAGGAAAAUAAGUUUUAAAAUGUAUAAAAGGAGAGGUGAGAGGGAUUUGAAAGAGAAAGUUAAGGCUAAAAAUGAUGGGAGGAAAAGAAGGGCUCGUAGACGUAGGUGGGGCCAUGAUAAAGCUGGUUCUAUAUGA